CCGAGUCCCAGGUCGUCGCCAUGUCCGAGACCGCUCCCGCCGCACCCGCCGCCGCGCCUCCCGCGGACAAGGCCCCCGCCAAGAAGAAGGCGCCCAAGAAGCCUUCGGGGGUCCGCCGCAAGGCGUCGGGGCCGCCGGUGUCCGAGCUCAUCACCAAGGCCGUGGCCGCGUCCAAGGAGCGCAGCGGCGUGUCGCUGGCCGCGCUCAAGAAGGCGCUGGCGGCCGCGGGCUACGACGUGGAGAAGAACAACAGCCGCAUCAAGCUGGGCCUCAGGAGCCUGGUGAGCAAGGGCACCCUGGUGCAGACCAAGGGCACCGGCGCCUCGGGCUCCUUCAAGCUCAACAAGAAGGCGGCCUCCGGCGACGCCAAGCCCAAGGCCAAGAAGGCGGGCGCGGCCAAGCCCAGGAAGCCCGCGGGCGCCGCCAAGAAGGCCAAGAAGGCUGCGGGGGCCGCCACCCCCAAGAAGAGCGCCAAGAAGACCCCGAAGAAGGCGAAGAAGCCGGCGGCGGCGGCCGUGACCAAGAAAGCCGCCAAGAGCCCGAAGAAACCCAAGGCGGCCAAGCUCAAGAAGGUCGCCAAGAGCGCAACCAAGGCGGUGAAGCCCAAGGCCGCCAAGCCCAAGGUUGCCAAAGCUAAGAAGGCUGCCCCCAAAAAGAAGUAGGGUGUCUGAACAUCUGCUUCUAAAACCCAAAAAGGCUCUUUUCAGAGCCACCACUGA
Molecule: messenger RNA, 719 nt
Organism: Miniopterus natalensis
Lineage: Eukaryota; Metazoa; Chordata; Mammalia; Chiroptera; Miniopteridae
Product: histone H1.2
Biological process (GO): nucleosome assembly
Cellular component (GO): nucleosome
Molecular function (GO): DNA binding; structural constituent of chromatin
Source: RefSeq, a predicted model, not a curated record